GUACGUAAAUAGGCACUAUUCUCAUUUGUCUCACCAUGGCUUCUUUUACUUCAUGGAGCUUUAAGUUCUUGUUUAUGACACUUGCAACCUUUGCCAUCAUCAGCAAACCUUCCCUUGCGGUUGCGGUUGCGGUUCCGGUUUUCCAAUCAAGCCCUUGGGCUGCUGCCCAUGCCACCUUUUAUGGCGAUGAAUCUGCCUCUCAAACAAUGGGAGGAGCUUGUGGGUACGGGGAUUUGUUCAGCAAUGGUUAUGGUACAGACACUGCUGCACUGAGCACAACAUUGUUCAACGAUGGCUUUGCUUGUGGGACUUGUUACCAAAUAAAGUGUGUUGACUCACCUUGGUGCUACUCUGGGGUUCCAUCCACCACAGUGACAGCAACCAACAUUUGCCCUCCAAAUUGGGCCCAAGAAUCCAACAAUGGCGGCUGGUGCAACCCUCCUCGAGCCCAUUUCGACAUGUCCAAGCCUGCUUUCAUGAAAAUCGCAACAUGGAAAGCUGGCAUUGUCCCCGUCAUGUACCGAAGGGUACCUUGUGAGAGGCCAGGAGGGGUUAGAUUUUCAUUCCAAGGCAAUGGGUAUUGGUUAUUGGUGUAUGUGAUGAACGUAGGAGGAGGUGGUGACAUUGCAAACAUGUGGGUCAAAGGAAGCAAAACAGGGUGGAUUAACAUGAGCCAUAACUGGGGAGCUUCGUUUCAGGCAUUUGCCACACUUGGUGGCCAAUCACUUUCUUUCAAGCUUACUUCAUAUUCAACCAAGGAAACCAUCAUAGCUUGGAAUGUUGCACCUGAAAAUUGGAAUGUAGGGUCAACUUACAAGACAGAUGUGAACUUCCAUUAAACAACUACUUCAGAAUUGCCUGGACAAUUAUUAUCUUCUCUUCUUUUUUGGUUAUUUCACUGUUCUUUUUUUCUCGGCUUUCCCUUUUUCUUGAAAUUCAACCUUAGUUCGGAACAGCUCUACUACAGUUCUGUACUGUUGAAAAAGAAACAAUCUUAUAUCAACUAGUUGAACAUAA
Molecule: messenger RNA, 1017 nt
Organism: Gossypium raimondii (Peruvian cotton)
Lineage: Eukaryota; Viridiplantae; Streptophyta; Magnoliopsida; Malvales; Malvaceae
Product: expansin-A18
Exons: 3
Coding region: 36-839 (267 amino acids)
Biological process (GO): plant-type cell wall organization
Cellular component (GO): extracellular region
Source: RefSeq, a predicted model, not a curated record